ACCUCUCCUCUUCUCUCUGUCUUCGGUAAAUCACACAGCUGACCCUUGAUAAAUUAUACCAAACCUUUCAUUAUCUUUAACAAAGAAAAGAAAAAAAAGCCCGACAUGAUCAAUAUGGACUCCUCAAAGAACUCUCUUGGAAAUAUAGCACUCGUCUUAAUUCUCUUUGCCGGUGUCCUUUACCUUUGCACCUGGUCGUCUGCCUCACGAUCAAGCCCUUUAUUAUUCUCGUCUCGAAGAUCAUCUAACCAUUGGCCAUCUCACUCACAAUCUGAAAUGAAAAGGUUGAAGUUUCCAAUAGACGAGCUUGAAUUGGCUUUGGAGAAGGCCUCAACUCCAAACAAAACAGUGAUUAUAGCUGUUGUUAACAAAGCUUAUGUAGACCAAACUAUUCAUGCUGAAACAACAAUGCUUGAUCUUUUUCUCGAGAGUUUGUGGCUAGGAGAGGACACUAGGCCACUUCUCGAUCAUCUACUCUUAGUUGCUGUCGAUCAAGUUGCUUAUGAGAGGUGUUUGUUCAAGCGGCUAAACUGUUACAAGCUGGAAACGGAAGGUUUGGGUCAUUUUGGAGGGGAAAAGAUCUUCAUGUCACAAGAUUUUCUCAAGAUGAUGUGGAGAAGAACCCUUUUGUUGUUGGAAGUUCUCAAGCAUGGAUACAACUUUAUUUUCACGGAUACUGACGUUAUGUGGCUCAGGAAUCCAUUUUCAAGGCUAGGCAUUUAUAACGAAAGUGUGGACCUGCAGAUCAGCACCGAUUGGUUUAAUGGCGACCCACGCUCAGAAAAAAAUGCCAUCAACACCGGGUUCUACUACAUCAGGUCAAACAAUAAGACCAUCUCAUUGUUUGAUGCAUGGUAUGGCAGAAAAGACAAUUCCACAGGCAAGAAAGAGCAAGAUGUGUUCUUUGACCUAAUGACGGAGGGCAUGUUUGGGCAACUGGGCCUUCAGGCAAGGUUCUUGGACACCGUCUACUUCAGUGGGUUUUGCACAGAUAGCAAGGAUAUCAAGGCGGUGAUCACUGUCCAUGCCAAUUGUUGUCGGAGUAUAAAGGCCAAGGUUAAGGAUUUAACUGCUGUUCUUCGUGAUUGGAAGAAGUUCAAGGCAACAAGUGUUAAAGCAGCUGCAGCUCGUAGUAAUAUAACUGUGCCUUUCAGGUGGACAGGACAUUUUGGAUGUUGGGAUUCUUGGAAAACUAAAGUUUAGUUUCAGGUUCCUUCUGCUUUUCAUUGGAGGAAAACACAAACACAAACACAAACACAAACACAAAAACAAAAGGCCAAAGUCUAUUGUAGAUCUUUAAUGAACUAUAACCCCGUCUUUGUACUAUGAUAUAAUUAGUUAAUUAAUUAAUUAAUCAUCAUUUUUAAAAUAUCAA
Messenger RNA from Populus euphratica (Euphrates poplar), 1375 nucleotides. RefSeq lists its product as uncharacterized. The transcript has 3 exons. The coding region runs from base 106 to 1203 and encodes 365 amino acids. The record is from RefSeq and is a predicted model, not a curated record. NCBI's taxonomy places the organism in Eukaryota, Viridiplantae, Streptophyta, Magnoliopsida, Malpighiales, Salicaceae.